AUGGCGUUCCGUCGGGACGUGCCGGCGCUGGACGAGAUGGUGCUCAAGUUCAUCUCCAAGUCUCCGCGCCAACUAAACGUGAUCAUCAACGACCAGACGCUAGCACGUGCGCAUCGCAUCGGAAAGCCAGCCAAGUCGCGCACGCACAAGAUCAAGCAGGAGGUCAUCCGCGCGCUGCUCAUUGGCGGGCGACUGAGUGACGACACGCUGCCUGCGAGUUUCUUCCACCCGAGCAUGACGCGCGUGGAGAUCAUUGGCACCAAGAUAUCGAACGUCUUUGUGGAGAUGUUGUCGGGAAUAUGUCCAAAGCUGCACGCGGUGAACUUCUCGGGGUGUUUUCGACUGACCGACGAGGCGAUUGAGACGUUACUGAAGAAUUGUCCGGAAAUCAAGGACUUGAAUAUUGAAAACUGUCGCAAAUUAACGGACGCCACGUUGGAUCAUUUGUGUAAAUUUGCUCUGAAACUGCAGAGUUUUGACAUUGGCGGCAACUUUAACAUGACCAUUUCAGGCAUUACGAAGCUUAUUGAGAAACAUCCUAACCAUUCGAAACUUACGAAGGUUCACGUUUCCGGCCACCCGGUGACGGACCAAACGAUUAAGAUCAUCAUGGCCAAGUGCCGGAAGCUACACAGCUUGAGUGUCGGCUAUUGCGCUAUCACGGACGACGCUCUGAUCACGCUACUGAAGAAGCGCGAAUCGGUAUCGCGCUUGAGCUUGCACUGGAACGUUGCGAUCACCGACCAGUUACUGUACUACCUUGGAUCAGAAGCCCGAAACUUGCAAGAGCUCAACCUGUGUGGCGUUAAAAGCGUUUCGGCUGACUCCAUUGUUGCCGCCAUCCACGCGAAAAUGGGUGCAAGAAACGAGUUGCUCGAGCCGACAGUGUCGCAGUCUACUCCUGACGAGAAUCCUGGACCUGAGCGGAAGCGGCUGAAGAGGAUUGACUUUCGAUACACAGCUGUCACGAAAGAAGUUGCUGCAGCUGUUAAGGAGCGGUACCCUGAGCUUCAAGUCACGUUUUAG
Molecule: messenger RNA, 1026 nt
Organism: Peronospora matthiolae
Lineage: Eukaryota; Oomycota; Peronosporomycetes; Peronosporales; Peronosporaceae
Source: the annotation of a GenBank genome assembly